GGUGUGUCGAGGCUUCUGUAGUCAGUCACUCAUUAGUAGAUGACAGGGGAAAGAAGGAAGAGGGAAUAAACUUUGUCCUAAGCUCACGCAAACACACUGUUCAAACAGUACCAAAGUCCUGCAACAGACUCUCAGAAGACCAAUAAAAAUGGUUGCAGUCAGCGGCGUGGAGCUGGACCCUGCCCCACCCGGUUUACAGCAUGAAUAUGUAACUCUCUUCAAUACUGAGUCCAUACAGUUUCUUGCAGAGCUUGUCUCCACCUUUGAAGAAGAAGUUGACAGGAUUUUGAAGCUGAGGAUUGCCAGGAAGGUGCAGCUGGACCUCACAGGAGACCUCCCAGGGUUUUCCAGCCUUACGGCUCAUAUCCGGAAUGAUCCAACAUGGACAGUCCUUACUGUUCCUGAGAGGCUGCAGAACAGGCAUGUGGACAUCGGAGACCUGGCUCCCUGCCAUACAGAGCGCUUCAUAAAGGCCUUGAGCUCCACAGCUCAGGGGAUCCAGGUUGAUUUUGAUGAUGGAAACUGUCCAACGUUCUGCAAUCAGAUAAAAGGCAUUUAUAAUGUUCACAAGGCAGUUCGUAAUCAGUUCCUGGGUGUUCCACCCAUUUCCAAGGCCCCUGUAUUUAUGCUUAGGCCCCGAGCUUGGAACAUGGUUGAGCACAAUAUGAUGGUUAAUGGCAAAGAAGUGCCUGGACCCUUGUUUGAUUUUGGGUUGCUAAUGUUCCACAAUGGACAGCUGUUGUAUGAAAACAAAAGCGGACCAUUUUUCUAUCUGUCCAAGAUUGAAAGCCAUCUUGAAGCAAGGCUGUGGAACAAAAUAUUCCUUUGGUCCGAGGAAAAGCUUGGUUUGCCUGUAGGCAGCAUUAAGGCCACUGUGUUGAUAGAGAACAUUUUGGCGACAUUUGAAAUGGAAGAGAUCCUGUUUGAGCUGCGGGAACACUCUGCUGGGCUCAACUGUGGCAUCUGGGAUUAUUCAGCAUCCUUUGUCAAUAAGUUUGGUCAUCGCCCAGCUUUUCUCCUGCCUGACCGUAGCAAGUAUGUGAACAUGGAGAAGCUGUUUCUGAAGAGCUACAUGGAGUUACUGGUGAAGACCUGUCACAGGAGAGGAGCACUUGCCACUGGGGGCAUGGCAGCACUACUUCUGCCCAGAGACAGAAGCAGCUCUUACUGCCAGCGGGUCAUGGCCACUGUCUCCAGGUUAAAGUUACUUGAAAUCAAGGCUGGAGUUGAUGGCUUCAUGGUCUAUGAUCUUGAUUUUAUUGAACCCAUGCAAAAGCUUUUCCUGGAACACACUCAGGGACCAAAUCAAUUGCACGUUCUGCGGGAAGAUGUGUCUGUUACACCCACAGACUUACUCACCAUGCCUGCGGGUGGAGUUACACUCCAUGGAUUAAAAUAUAACAUUGCAGUAGGAAUUCUUUUCAUAGAGGCUUGGCUUAGAGGAGAGGGACACUUUUUCUACAAAGGUCAGGUGGAAGACUCAGCUACUGCAGAAAUUUCCAGAUCACAGGUCUGGCAGUGGAUUCGUCAUCAAGUAAAAUUAGAAGACGACAACAGAACAGUAACCAGACAUCUGGUACAAAGUGUAGUGCAGGAUGUCAAAAGAGAGCUGAAAACAACAGCUGUAAAGUUUGCCACUGGGAAAAUGGAGCACAGGAUUGACACUGCCUCCACAAUGUUCCUGGAAGUUGUACAGAAGUAUGAGUUUCCAGAGUUCAUCACCACCUAUUUAAACCUGGAUCAUACAUUUCUUAGCUCAACUGCUCAUUACAACAGGCAAGAUACACCAGGGUUGCUAAAAAACAAGCUGUAAACUGAAAAGAGGCAGAUUUCAAGACAACUUGUUUUUUUAUCUCCGUCUUACGAAAUAUGAGAAAAUAAAAUUGUCAAAAAAUAACAUCACCGAUUUUGAUCUCUCUUGUUAUGAGAAGACAGCAGCUCUGAAAAAACAAAUUCUUGUACUUUAUCAUUCAAAUGGUGGUUUGAGACAGAUAUUCUGUCCGGAUUGAGAAAAAAACUGAAACAUUAUAAACAUAACUCCAUUGACAUGAUACAAGAAUUCCAAAAGCUGGAGAACACUUGUCUUUGUGUUUGAUGUGUAUCACGACAACCAAAUCAACAAGAGUGGAGGAUUAUUUUUACAUCAUGUAACCUCAGUUAAGGCAAUCAGCUUACCGUUUCUUUGACAGCAAUACUUCCUUUGGAUCAGAAUUGACUAUAGGUAAAUGCAAGGCUGAAU
Messenger RNA from Lepisosteus oculatus (spotted gar), 2239 nucleotides. RefSeq names its product ureidoglycolate lyase (gene ugl). Gene Ontology annotation, cellular component: cytoplasm. Gene Ontology annotation, biological process: glyoxylate cycle. Gene Ontology annotation, molecular function: malate synthase activity. The record is from RefSeq and is a predicted model, not a curated record. Lineage: Eukaryota; Metazoa; Chordata; Actinopteri; Semionotiformes; Lepisosteidae.